UAUUGCUAGCGUUCUUCCGAAAGGACCAAUAAGCUCCGAAGACAAUUGAGAAGCAUAAAAUACGUCUCAAAUGUGUGAUACUGUUAAUUCAUUUUUGGAGGUACUAUGAUCACCGGCCCAAGUGUUGAAUUUGGAGGGUCUUUUUCUGAUUCUGGAGGAACUGGUGGUAUUGCCCAGCUUCGGCGCCGAGGGGCAUCGAGUCGUACGCUUGGGACGUUUCGUACGCGGCGUUGUCUUCGAACGGCCGGUAGUAGUCUGAGUGGCUGGUUGGAGUAUUGGUUUUCGUUGGUGGGGGUGGCGCCUGCAACUUCUGGAGCAACUCGGCCUUUUGCUGAUACGUUCCCGCUUCGGCACCGAGUGGCAGCGUAUCGUCUGGGUGAUUCGCGUCUGUCACGUACGCCGCGUCAUCUUGUUCGUAGGACUCGGGCUUCUUACGGCGGCCAUAGGACCCCGCUUCCGCGCCCAAUGGCAAUGUGUCGUGGGGUUGGUUUGCAUCGGUGUUGUACUGCUGGUCUUGGGACGAGGAGGUUUGAGAAGUACUGGGAAGUUGGUGUCUAAAUGUGGAGGAUGAUGGAAGGAACGUGAUGACGUCGGGCUUGGCGGGGGCGUCACCAGGUGCUGCUUUGGCAGCUUGCCACGUGGAUUGGAUCAUUUUCAUGUUGUUGGCCAUGCCGGUUCCGCCUAAUUGAGAAAUCAGCGCCGCUUUCUUGGCGGCGCGGGAUUCCGCCGCGGUCUGGCCAGUGUGCACGGACGCCUUGGACGUGGGCUUUUUGGGUCGCUUGGGCGGGCGAAAGUCUUCGAUGCGUUGCUGAGCAACCACGGAAGGUUCAAAGCGAUCAACCACGACAGCUGAAACGGAUCGACCGGUCGGAGGCGGACGGGGUGCUGCUGCGAGGUUGGACACGACACGCCUGGAUGACAGAGGAGCACUGAAUGGAGCGGCAGGCAUGACGUCGUUCUCUUCUAGAAGGGCGACGCCGGAUGUCUGUCGGUGGUGGUGUGUGGACGACGCCGGCGGGCGAGGUAAUUGCGUAGAAGGUGCCGCGGACGGGUGCAGCGAAUUGUUGUCUAGGUCGUGCUGGAACGCCAAUUGGUGGAACCCAGAUGCAUGUGUACCUUCGACCACCACUGGAGCCUUUCCCGGCUGGGGGUUGUGAAUGGUGUCGUCCUGGGCAUACGGGUCCACAAAGUCUUCAAACUGGGGCGCCUUGCGUCGCUGGCAUCGCUUGAAGUAGAAGACCACGACGAUCCCGACCACAAGAGCGGCCCCCACGCCCACGAGCAGGAUGGUCACCCAUCCAUUCUUCGCUUCCUCUUCCAAUCCUCGUUGGAGUGCGCUGGACCUGCCAACGGUGGGCUGCAUUGGCAACUUUGGCGU
Molecule: messenger RNA, 1378 nt
Organism: Aphanomyces astaci
Lineage: Eukaryota; Oomycota; Saprolegniomycetes; Saprolegniales; Verrucalvaceae
Exons: 1
Coding region: 106-558 (150 amino acids)
Source: RefSeq, a predicted model, not a curated record